Messenger RNA from Zootermopsis nevadensis, 5468 nucleotides. It is a transcript of the gene RecQ4, whose product is annotated as RecQ4 helicase. Gene Ontology annotation, molecular function: four-way junction helicase activity; ATP binding; 3'-5' DNA helicase activity. Lineage: Eukaryota; Metazoa; Arthropoda; Insecta; Blattodea; Termopsidae. Gene Ontology annotation, cellular component: chromosome; nucleus; cytoplasm. Gene Ontology annotation, biological process: double-strand break repair via homologous recombination; DNA replication. The record is from RefSeq and is a predicted model, not a curated record.
AGUAGUCUAAUGGAAGCAAUCCCACUAUUCUCUUGGUCCAUGCGCGGGAACUGCGUAACCUCAACUUGCAGCUGUAUCUUUGACUAAUAAUCGUAUUAAUAAAAAUAACAAAUAUUACCAAUUGACAAUGGAAUUGCUAGAAGAUCCAUCGUUUAAGCUCAAAUAUCAGAAAUCAAAGUUAAAAGUUAAACUUUGGGAAAGUGAAUUUAGGAAAAAACACGGACGAAAUCCUUCGAAGGUGGAUAUUCGUGCAGCAUCUCAGAAAGUGAGAGAGGCAUACAAGUCCUACUACAAGCUAAAAACAUUAGCACUUCAAGAUUCCCUUAUGGACAUUACUUUCUCAGAUGAUAGCGAAAAUAAUACAUCUUUAGAUGUAUCAGAAAUUAAACAUACUGUUGCAUCUGUAGAAUCCGACAAACUCGUGGAUCAAAGUGACCAUAGUAGACUGCAUAGGAUUGCAUUAGCAGAUAUUCAGAAUGGCAGUGAUGUUGACACUAUUGCAUGUGGCAACGAAAAGAAUGCUCCAGCUGUGCAAGAAUGUAUCAAAGAUGGGCUACAUGAUCAAAGAGCUGGUGAUCUGAAAGAUGUUUGGGGUGCACAUUUAAAUUUAAAAUCAGAUAAGGCCUCAGAUCUUGGAACGAAGACACUUAAUCAACGCUCUAGCUCUUUUCACUUCUCUGAGAAACUGUUUGUAGGCUCAAAAUUUAGCAAAAAAAAUCCAAGGAAAUCACGUUCAUUUUCACGACCUAGCAAAUCAGUUGAAAAUGAUGGUUUUCCAGUUCCUGUGCUUUGUGAGGACAAGAAUAUGUCUUCAGAGCUUCUAUCAUGUGGCACUCAACAAAAUAUUAAGUUACAGUUUUCUCUCGAGGGGCUGAUAGAAGAGAAGUUCAAAGUUGUCACUAACUCCAGUCCCAUUACAAAUCAAUCUGUCAGUGCAAUCCAUAGAGCUGUAUUGACUGCUGAGUCACAUGAGCAGAAGUUAAUUCCAUCAAGGACAGUUGACAAAGGUUGGCUCCAGAGAUGUACCAAUUCUAAUAGUUUGGAAUAUCAAGUAACACCAGUGAAUGAUUCAGGUAUUGAGUCAAUGGAAUCAAGCACAGUUACUGAUCAGUGUUCCAGUACAGAAGGUACACCAAGACUGCCGCAGUCUGUCUCUGAUGCUGUGCCACGGCUGCUUUAUGUGAAGUCUGAACAGUAUUUGACUCUUCCAGAUGUUAUUCACAAUGGAAAUGGAAAGACAGUAGCUGCCUCUGAUGAUAGCGAUGAAGAUAUUAUUUGUAAUAGUGACGAAUCUGAACAUGAAGAUCACACAAGGAUGAGGAUAGCUUGUGGCAGUAAAAGAAAACGUAAUUCUUUAGAUUUAGUUCCAUCCAAACCUUUAACCAAAAAGCAAAAGACUUGUUCAAAUGAUGUACCCAAAAUAGUGGCAGCAGAUGACCCACUAUUAGAAAUACCAUCUACUGCAGACAUUGACAAAAUAGCUGAAGCUGUGUUGUCGACUGAAAAAUGUGUUGGAAAGAAAAAACAUGCUGUGUCUAACAAGUUAACUAAGAAAGAAAUACUGGAGAAAAAGAUGUCUACAGGUCAAGCCAAUGAUAAUUUUGUUCGUAUCAAUAUAAAGAAGAAGGUGUAUGUAAGAGGGAAGAAGAAUAACAACUACUCAAAGUACAAGAAAGCUGAAUGGAAGAAGAAGAAGAAAAAUAUGUCAGGCUCAGCAGUUGAUGAUGCAUUUGGUAGCAGUGGGCUGCUGAAGUGCUUUAAAUGUGGUGAUAUUGGACACUUUGCACGCAACUGCCUGAAUGCUCAAGAGGACAAGUUGUUACCACACGAUGAGGAAGGCGAGGAUGAUAGUCCAUUCCCAACCCUAGAAGAGGUUGAAGCACCCAUUUAUGGAAGCAGAAGAAAAGUUGCAGCAUCAUGUCUGACAGCAUCUCGACAAGGAAAUGAGCAGAAUACAGGAACAUAUGAUAUCAUAGACUCACUCUCAGCAAAUAUUAUAGAGCCAUUAUAUAACCUGAAAGAAGAUGGAACAUUAAUUGAUACUCCGCCCGAAGUAUACGAGGCAUUGGAACAGUUCGGUCAUGAUGGUUUCCGACCAGGUCAGGAGGAAGCUGUGAUGCGCAUCCUCUCGGGGCUAUCAACCCUUGUUACACUGUCGACUGGUGCAGGCAAGAGUCUCUGUUAUCAGCUUCCUGCUUAUAUGUUCGCUCAGAACAACAGAUGUAUAACGCUGGUUGUCUCACCCCUUGUCUCUCUCAUGGAAGAUCAGGUGACUGGAGUUGCAUCUUGUCUUCAGGCUGCUUGCUUGCACACAAAUCAAACUCCACUACAGCGUCAGAAGGUGAUCGAGUUGGCAAAGUCUGGAAGAUUAAAUGUCCUUUUGGUUUCUCCAGAGACAGUUGUAUCUGGAGAGAGGGCAUCAGGAUUUGGCAGUAUAUUAAAAGAACUUCCUGGAAUUGCUUUUGCUUGCAUUGAUGAAGCACAUUGUGUUUCGCAGUGGUCGCACAACUUUCGUCCUUCCUAUCUUGUAAUAUGCAAGGUUCUACAAGAGAAACUUGGAGUGAAGACAGUGCUAGGUCUGACAGCAACAGCCACUAAGACAACUUGUUCCAGCAUUGUGACACAUCUCAACAUUCCAGAUGGACAGCAGGGUAUAAUCAAAGAUGUGCCAUUGCCGAACAACCUGAUUUUGUCGGUAUCUCGAGAUGAAUUUAGGGACAAGGCUUUAGUUAUGCUGUUACAGGGGAAGAGGUUCAUGUCUUGUCAGUCCAUCAUCAUCUACUGCACUCGACGGGAUGAGUGCGAGCGGCUUGCCAGGCUCAUCAGAACGUGUCUCCAGGAUCAAAAAAGACCUGUGAGCAAUAGAAGAGGUCGAACAUUGUUGUGGAAUGCUGAACCUUACCAUGCUGGACUCAGUGCAGCUCGUAGAAAGCAAGUUCAGAAAGCUUUCAUGUCUGGUCAGCUUCGUAUUGUAGUGGCUACAGUGGCUUUUGGAAUGGGGAUAAAUAAGAGUGAUAUACGAGCUGUGAUCCAUUACAACAUGCCACGUAACUUUGAGAGCUACGUACAGGAGGUUGGUCGUUCUGGACGUGAUGGUCUGCCAGCACACUGUCAUCUCUUUCUUGACUCUGAUGGUGGAGAUUUAAAUGAACUUCGCCGUCACAUCUAUGCUGACUCUGUCGAUCGUUACAUAAUUCGCAAACUGUUGCAACGAGUAUUUGUUCCUUGCAAAUGUCUGCGGAUUGCAGAGUUGUUUGAAGGUGUGGACUUCAGUGAGGAUAUUACACAGAAGGAGUCUCCUGUACAAAUAAGAAAUGCCACAGAGACACCCUUGAAUGCAGAGGAAGAUCACGGGAAUAAGGGUCCUGUUAGGAAUCAAAUUAAUUGCCCUGGUCAUGAGAUGGCAUUUUCAGUAGAUGAUACAGUGAAAGCAUUGGAUCUGCCGCAAGAGAAUAUAUCUACAUUGCUUUGUUAUCUGGAGCUUGAUCGCAGGAAGUGGAUCAAAGUCAUGCCCCUAGUGUAUACAAGGUGCAAAGUUAUAAGCUACAAAGGACCGAGUGCCUUAAAGGCAGCUGCCAAACUUAGUCCUCCACUAGCUAUGGCAAUUGCGCUUGAUCAGAAACGUGGAAUAUCACAUGAUGGCAGUAGCAAGAUAGAGUUCCCUGUGGUGGAUAUUGCAUCACUCAUUGGUUGGGACAGUGGUAUUGUGAAGAAGCAUCUGAAAAGCCUGGAAUGGACCAAAGUGAAUGACAAGUGGCGUCGUACAGGAAUCACGGUGGAGUUGUAUGAGUUGGGUUUCCGUGUUCUGGCACCAGGCAAUCUUUCUGCAUCAGAACUAGAUGAGGCAUUGGACACAUUAUAUGGACAUGUAAAGAAUCUGGAGAUGUGUUCAUUGCUGCAGCUGAAAACGGUGUUUGAAGUGCUCAUGAGUGUAUCGUAUGUGAAUUGCUCUGAAUGCAGAGACGAAGUUGACAUGGAUCGUAAUGAAAACUUGAAGCUAAUGAUACGAAGAUAUUUUGAACAAGAGCAGAGCAUUGUGGAAGCAGAAACAAAGGAGAUGACAUAUUUUUUGCAGGAAAUUCUGAUGAAUGAGGAACAAGUGGUUGCAGAUGUUCGCAGCCUGGUAUGUAUGUAUCGUGAUACAAGCUUUACUGGCCGGUCAGUGGCAAGAAUUUUCCAUGGAAUUCCUAGCCCGUGCUUUCCAGCUCAGGUGUGGGGUCGGUGUCGUUUUUGGCGAGCGCACCUUAACUCUGACUUCAGUCUUAUAUGUAAAGUUGCAUCGAAGGAAAUACUGCAGCUUAGGUGAAGUUUUAUGCCUGCCAGAUUUCAUUGCUUGUCAAGUGGUUAAUGGUAAUAAACAGGUGAGUUUUUAAGUUUCUUUCAUAAGAUGUUGUAUCUAGCUGUAGAACAGCUGAAAUUUGCUGCUGUAAUAUGGUGGUCCAUAUGAAAAGUGAAUAAUUCUCUGAUGAUUGAAAUAACGAAGAGAUGAACUGAUACCAAACUAGCAUGAUGUCAUAAUGUUUUACUGCAAUUUCAUGACAGAAUUGUAUAUUUGUGCAGUAUAGAUGUUAAUUAAACAAGUAGAUUAAAUUGAAUUGUUCAUAUGACAGCUUAAAAUACCAUAUUUGCCUUUAUAUAAGACAUUUCCUUUUCUCAGAGAUAAAAAUUCAUGAGCAUAUUCCUGUUUCCCUAAUUCUAAGGCUGAGCCAUAUUUUUCACCCAUUAUUUAAUGUAAUUAUGAAAUAAAUGCAUGUAAUUAAUGUUUGUUGUUUCACUGGUAUUAAUGAGUAUUUUAUAUUGAUGGUGACAUAAGCAUUUGUCAUAGUAAAAGGUUUUUGUUUGUUUUCUAUUAUUUUUAUAAUCAGACAGCCAGAAGUUCAAGUUGUGAAUUUAGAAUCUUAUCUUAUGUUAAGGUAAAUAUAUAUAUGUGACUCAGUAGUGAAAACAAAAAAUAAAGACGCUGUUUAACCGUAUGCCAGUUUUGUUAUGUGGAUCAUUUCCACUGUCAAAAGCUGCAGUACAGUUCAGUGAAAGAUGAAUGCACAGCCAUGUUUUGGAACCACAGGACUAAGUGUUCAUUAUACUGACGACAUGAAAUACAGAAUUUCUCAAGGGGAAAAAUGUGAAGGCUGUUAUGUUUGUGAGAUGAACUAUGGUGAUCUGUAAGAAUAUUACAAAACUUUUAACUAAUCAAAUUCUUCACUGAUUGUAUCUAAACAUGGGUAGGAUUUUUAUACAGCAUGAAUUUGUAUUCAGUUUUUUUACGUAUUUUACAGAAUAGGAAAUUUGUGAAAAGAAAUUGAACAAAGUUGAUGGCUUAUAUUAGCUUAAUCUAGUGUGUUAAGAUGACUUUUAUGGGAUUUUUAUAAAGGAAAUGGAGUUCGUUGUGUGUUGAACAAAGUGGGAUUUUUUAUGAUACUCCUUCAAUUGCAUUGGAUGGAAAAUAAAUGGAAGAUGUUUCAUAUUGA